Messenger RNA from Microtus ochrogaster (prairie vole), 414 nucleotides. It is a transcript of the gene Cox14, whose product is annotated as cytochrome c oxidase assembly factor COX14. Gene Ontology annotation, cellular component: mitochondrion. Lineage: Eukaryota; Metazoa; Chordata; Mammalia; Rodentia; Cricetidae. The record is from RefSeq and is a predicted model, not a curated record. Gene Ontology annotation, biological process: mitochondrial respiratory chain complex IV assembly.
GAAGACAUGCCAACUGCCAAGCAGUUAGCUGACAUUGGCUACAAGACCUUCUCUGCCUCCAUGAUGCUGCUCACUGUAUACGGGGGUUACCUCUGCAGUGUCCGAGCCUACCGGUAUUUCCAGCUGCGCAGUGCCCGGCGCCAGGCUGCAGAAGAACAGAAGACAUCGGGAGUCCUGUAGAGUUCAGCCUUUCCUCCUGAGCAGCAGGCUUGAGGCAUGUGAUGGAAAGACCUCCCCUGCACACCAUCCACGGCAAGAGCUAGGGCCACGAUGGCUCUCAAACCUGCUGGACUAAAGUGCCGUGGUGUCUGCGGUCCUCCUGGCUUGUGCCCUUCUGACAGUUUGUGGAGGCUGUCGGAUAAGUGGCAGUGUGAGGCUGAGGCUCAUUACAGAGAUUAAAUAUUUUGACAUGUU